This is a messenger RNA of Amborella trichopoda, 2655 nucleotides long. Its product is annotated as glycosylinositol phosphorylceramide mannosyl transferase 1. The record is from RefSeq and is a predicted model, not a curated record. Gene Ontology annotation, cellular component: membrane. Gene Ontology annotation, molecular function: glycosyltransferase activity. Lineage: Eukaryota; Viridiplantae; Streptophyta; Magnoliopsida; Amborellales; Amborellaceae.
CUAUAUAUAUUGCAAAACAAAUUUUCCAUUCACAAGCUUUCAGACUUGUAAAAAUUUUAAUUCACAGCUUAUAAUAACAUGAGGAUAUAUAUAUAUACAACUUUGAUAGAACAAAAGCUACAAAGGCGAAUUUAUCCUUGAUUACAAACUUCUUCCAAACUACUCCUGCUGCACAUAUGAACAAUACGUUUGCGAUUAUUCUGAAAAAUUUCACAAUAACUUGAUGAGUUUGGCUACUCAGUAAGUGACCAUCAUUAUCCUUAAAAAUCAUGGUUAGAAAGUAUAAAUACUUUCUAAAUAUAUAUUAAGCAGAAUUUCGACAUAUUGAUUUUAUGCAUUGUAAUACAUGCUAUUAGACAUAUUCAUUUCUAAUCUUACACAUAUCCUGUAUUCCUUAUUAGAUAAAGCAAAUAAGCAUGAUACAUAAACCAUAUGCACACGAUUCAUAUCAAGAUCAACAUUAAGAAUCAAAUAUAAUCAAGCAAGCAUCCACAACAACAGAAAUCCUGUAGUAGAAGCUACAUCAUUGUCUUCUGACUAAAAUAUGUAUCGGGUAUUUAGCCUAUGUGGUCGAAAAUCGGGCUGUGCAGUCCAAGCUAGAAGAGGUCCCAGUAUUAAGGAGAAAUACCCCCAUCUUUUAGAGCAGGCAGGUACAAAAUUUAGAGAACUAAAUUUCUUUAAGGGGGGGAGAAUGUAGUGGCCCAAAAAUUUUGGAACUGAAAAAUAAUAAUAAUAAUAAUAAUAAUAAUAAUAAUAAUAAUAAUAAUAAUAAAAUAAAUUUUAGCAUUACAAUAUUAUGUGUACUAAUUUUAAAUUAUUACACAUGACUUACAUGAUACACUUAAUUUUGUAUUAUGGAGUCAAUUAGCUAAUUUGUUAAAUAUUUGGAUGGUCUAAUUUUAUUUGAGUAGACCUUAGGUCCACCAUCUUUUUGCUUCUAACUUUUAUAAGAGGUUGGUUCUUACCACCUCUUACCUCUUACGUGACAUCUUAUCACCCCUCCAUUUGAUUUGUUUAUUGACACCUUUUAAAUGAGGUGUUACACUAGUCACUCUCUCUUAUCUUUUUUUUUUAAAAAAACAAAACGUUUCUCUCUCUCUCUCUAGGCCUUGAAUUCUCUCUCUCUCUCUUUCGAUCAUCUGACCUUAUAAUGCAGUAGAUUGUAAGCCUUGCAGCUCAUUAAAUGGUGAGCACUUAGAAGUUUGAUAGAAACCCAUUUAGGUGGCGAUGGAGAUUAAUGGACAGAUGGAACAGAGGCCUAUAAUUGAUGGCCCAACCAAUCCCAUGUUUCUCCUCUUGUUAAUGGUAUGUAUCAGUUCACAAUGGCAUAUGCGUAUUGGAAAGCAGGAAAGCAUCUUGAAAGGGUUGUGUUCACGGAUGAUCAUCCCAUGGGUAUAUCGGCAUCAUGAAAGAAGGGAGUAGAGGCAGGAGAUGUUUGGGUGGUCGCUCCCCCAUUCAUAGUUAUUGACACCCAGACGGUGCAAACUCCUAGCCAAGGUGGCGUAGAGAGUAAUGUCUUGCAAGGCCAUCGCCUAUCAAAAGCCCCAAAGCGCGCUGGGGAUGUGUGCGUAUAUGAGGCACUAUGCAACGGAUUUACCAGUUGGUGGUGCUUCUUCCUGCGGGAUGGUAGAAGUUCUAACCUCGAACCCGUGGGCUGGAUAUACAGUUCUGAUCAACACAUGGCAGCGUAACCCUCUUUUGAAGCAAGCUGUGGCUCAUUAUGCAUCCUGUAGUGGAACUGAUGCAGUACAUGUAGUGUGGAGUGAAAGUGAUCCUCCAUCAGAGAGUCUCAUAGCUUAUCUUAAAAAGAUUGUUUUGUCAAAGUCUCAAAGUGCCCAUAAACCUAACUUCAGGUUUGAUUUAAAUGAGGAAGACUAUGUUAAUAAUCGGUUUAAGCCUAUUGCGGACCUGAGAACAGAAGCAAUUUUCUCUGUUGAUGAUGAUGUGAUUGUUCCCUGUUCUACCAUGGAGUUUGCAUUUUCUGUGUGGCAAAGUGCUUCAAACACGAUGGUGGGAUUUGUUCCUCGCAUGCAUUGGCUUGAUGAAGAGAAAGAUGGUUCAACAUAUUACAAAUAUGGUGGAUGGUGGUCAGUGUGGUGGAUGGGUACCUACAGUAUGGUUCUUUCGAAAGCAGCAUUCUUUCACAAAAAGUACUUGGAUCUAUACGCACAUAAGAUGCCCUCGUCCAUUCAUGAUUAUGUAAUUAGUGAAAGAAACUGCGAAGAGAUUGCUAUGUCCUUGCUUGUUGCUAAUGCCACCAGGGCUCCUCCAAUUUGGGUUCAAGGAAAAAUUUAUGAGAUAGGGGCAUCUGGCAUCAGCAGUUUGUUAGGACACAACCGGAGGAGGAAUAAAUGCCUCAAUGACUUCAUUUCCUUGUAUGGCUCCGUGCCCCUUGUACCCACCCAUGUCAAAGCAGUUCAUGCUCUACAUGAGUGGUUCUGGUAGUAGAACCCACCUUCCCAUCUUUACUGUCAAAGAGUCAUGACUAAGUUUGUAAGCAUUUUAAUUAUCCAAAAGAAAAACGUUUGUGAGCAUUUCCAGGAUGAUAUUGCAGAGAGUACUUGUAGAUACUUUUGUCACAACCCACAAUUACUCCAUCAUGAAAAAACCUAUAUUAAAUUAAUUACUUCUAUAUCGGUAACGUAACAAGGUCGA